Messenger RNA from Penicillium lagena, 1014 nucleotides. RefSeq lists its product as uncharacterized. NCBI's taxonomy places the organism in Eukaryota, Fungi, Ascomycota, Eurotiomycetes, Eurotiales, Aspergillaceae. Gene Ontology annotation, biological process: carbohydrate metabolic process. The record is from RefSeq and is a predicted model, not a curated record. The coding region runs from base 1 to 1014 and encodes 337 amino acids. The transcript has a single exon.
AUGGAUGCCUUUCGACACAUCGGGCGUAUCGUCGAUCCCUCAACUGCUGAAGAGUACCAAGAAAAAAUCUCCAGAAGUGUCAAAGGUCAUUUGAACUGGGUGUUCCGUGAUGCUCAACGCCCCCAGCGCUUUUGGCACCGUUCGUACCUAGCAACGGGCGUACCCAAAGACGGCCCAAUUUUCCAGCUUGACCAGCAAUGUUACCCACUGAUAGAGCUAUGUGACGCUUUGGAUUUUAUUCCUGGUUUGGAAGACUUCGCGCGAGAGGUGCUUCAAGAGUCAACUAUUUCCGAUAUUGUUGAAGUCCUCUCUGAGAGACGAGACCCACAGUCGGGGCUAUUUCCAACGGACGAGACGCCUGGAGACGAUCCUGUCGAGUUCCCAUAUCACUUCUCUAGUCAUGUUCUGGUGUGGUACACAUUCAGCCGUUUGGCCAAGCUUUUAAACAAUUUGGGAGACACCGACCGGCUUCAGGCAUCACGGCUCAGCAACCUGGCCAGUGAGGCCUAUACCACCACAGUGAAGAAUUUUGUUGCUUUAAAUCCCACGACCGAAACGACGAUGUUCGCGUAUCUCACCGAUGGAUGUGGAAAACACACAUUUUACCAUGAUGCCAACGAUAUCCCUACAUUAUUUGCGAAAGAGUGGGGAUUUUGCGUUUCUCAAGAACUAGAAGAUACCUGGGCCCAAACCCUGUAUUUUGCUUUAUCUUCAGCAAAUGAGGGUGGUUUCUAUGGUGACGGGCCUUUCGGUGGACUUGGCAGUGUCCAUACUCGAGGGCCUUGGCCUCUGGGAUAUUUCCAGGAGCUUGUUUUUGCAGAGAUGCAAGAUAAUGCCGCUGCGCAAGCCGAAGCAUGGAGAAGAAUUAAGAGCACUUGUUUCUUUGACGGUCUGUUUUCAGAAGCAGUCGACAAACAAACGGGCGAAUGUACAAGUAAGGCUUGGUUCAGCUGGCCGGGGUGCAUGAUCGGAUCAGCUCUGCUUCAAGAUCGCGCCGGCAAUGUUUUACCAUAG